Messenger RNA from Doryrhamphus excisus (bluestripe pipefish), 2331 nucleotides. RefSeq names its product adenylate cyclase activating polypeptide 1b (gene adcyap1b). NCBI's taxonomy places the organism in Eukaryota, Metazoa, Chordata, Actinopteri, Syngnathiformes, Syngnathidae. Gene Ontology annotation, cellular component: neuron projection; perikaryon; extracellular region. Gene Ontology annotation, biological process: neuron projection development; positive regulation of ERK1 and ERK2 cascade; neuropeptide signaling pathway. Gene Ontology annotation, molecular function: pituitary adenylate cyclase activating polypeptide activity; neuropeptide hormone activity; peptide hormone receptor binding. The record is from RefSeq and is a predicted model, not a curated record.
CCAUACUUAAAGAUAAGAUCCAAGGCGUUCAGGGCAAAAAAAAAAAAAGUUUGGAGCAGGAAGACAAAGAUAUGUAGAGGAGGAGGCGCUGAUUUAUAUCAAAUUUCCACUUGGACACAGCACUGCCGUUCAUUGUGAAUUUGCGUGGAGGAAAAAAAGGGGAAGAGUGCUUACGGGGGGAACAUCCAAGGAGGCAGGAGACAAGUGCCGUGAGGAAGAUCUCACUCACUCACUCAUUCACUAGAGCACCAGGCAAGGCGAGCCGCGCCCGGAUCACAUCCCCAGCAGCACCUUCCUCUCCCCGGCUUAAAGCAUGGCCAGUUCAAGUAAAGCCACUUUAAUCUUGCUCAUCUACGGGAUCUUAAUGCACUACAGCGUCUUCUGCACACCUCUCGGAUUAAGUUACCCCAAAAUUAGGCUGGACAACGACGCGUUCGACGAGGACGGUAAUUCUUUAAGCGACUUGGGCUUCGAUGGCGACCACAUUGCAUUACGCAGCGCAGCGUCCUUGAACGACGACGGCUACACUCUGUACUACCCACCCGAGAAAAGAGCAGAAAGGCAUGCUGAGGAGGAAUUAGAUAGAGCCUUGAGGGAGAUCCUGGGUCAGUUAACAACGAGACAUUAUCUGCAUUCUCUGAUGACAAUUCAUGCAGGCGAGGAUAGCAGCAUGGAGGAAGAAGCAGAGCCCCUAUCCAAGAGGCAUUCGGACGGCAUCUUCACCGACAGCUACAGCCGCUACAGGAAGCAGAUGGCGGUGCAGAAGUACCUGGCAGCGGUUCUGGGACGAAGGUACAGACAGAGAGUUCGGAGUAAAGGACGACGCCUCGCCUAUUUGUAGUGCCGCCAGCAGGCUGUGUACAGUAUAUGAUUAUUAUUAUUAUCAUUAUCAUUAUGAUAAUGAGCCCCCCCUCCCUCCCAUCAUUCAGAUAUAGCUGACAAACCAGUGGAUUGCGCCUGUGUUCUUUCAACAUGUAUUUAUGUAUGAAGUUAAGCCAUUAAAAUGAAUAUUUUAUUAAUAAUAUGGUUUUCCCACAUUUCCUUUUUUUGUACAAACGGCUCUUGAUGAUGAUGGUGAUGAUAACGCACAGUCAUAACGGACCAAUAUUUGUUUCAAAAUGUAAAAAAAAAAACGAAAAAAAAAUAAUUGUGCACUUUCGACGUUACGCGCUUGAGAACAAAAAUAUAUAUCGUUAAGAAGUCAUCAUAUGCAUAGAAAUAAAUAGAUUAAAAAAGACAAUCAAAGUAUUGAAUGUUACUUAUUUUUGUAAGCUAUUUUUGUAAGUGUUGUUGACAAAGCAGGCCCAAAAGCAGCGGUGCGCAUGCUCCAUAUUUCUAUGUACUACAUACAGUAUGUGUGUGUGUCCUCUCACCGUGUUGCUGCACCCUGCAGGCUUGGCUCUCAGUUGGGGCCUCCUUGCACUGCUGCUUCAUUUACAAACAUCACCGACCCCAUCACCUAUGGCUUCUCUUUGCCUCCAUGCAACACUGCUGCUGCUGCUGCUGCUGCCGCCAUGUCCUGUGGCCUCAGUGCCCGGAUGUGUGGCUAAUAAUUAUUUAGAUUUAUUUUUAUUUCAGUUUUUCUUUAUUUUUUAUUAGUAAAUGUACCUUGUGGAUGCUAACUGUGCUUACGGGCUGCAUGCUGCUGUGUUGAUGUUGCAAGAUUAAGUUUGGAGGCGUUUUUUUUCAUGUGUGAAAGGGGUUAAAAUGGAUGACUUAUGAGUUAUAUCAUCUUGCAAAAUGAAGUGAAGAGACUCUUCAAUUGUGUUUGCUAGUUAGGGUGAUUUUUUUUUGGAGUCUCCCAUCCUCUAUUGUGUGACUGUCUUGAGCGCAUGGGGUGUUUAUUGUGUAUUGGGCUUGAAUGUGAUGUGCUGAUGGCAGAGGUGGCUUCUGGCUUUGAUGUACAAAAAAAAAUUAUAUAUAUAUAUAUAAAAAUAAAAAAAAAACAAAGAAAUCGCCACAAGUGACAGAUGGCAAUUUUAGUGGCCCUCCAAUGCUGCAAGUCCAUUAGCUUACAUUGAAAGUUUUGUUGGCCCAAGAGUGCUAGAAUUAGGCCUUCUUUCUUUUUCAAGCAUGAUCAAUGAGUCAAGAUACACACACACACACACAUAUAUUUCUAUAUGUGUGUGUGUGUAUAUAUAUAUAUAUAUACAGUAUAUUUAAAAAGUAGAACGUAUAUGUCCACGGAGCAGGCAAUGUGUGCGUGUGUGUGCAUGAUUAUGAGAUGUUCAGUGUCUGUUAGAGUUGUGAACAAUGGCUAGUGUUUGUUGAUAAUAUAAAAAUGUUAUAUAUAUAUAUAUACUAUAUAUACUAUACUAUAUAUAUAUAUAU